AUGAGCGACGCGGUGCAGGUGUACGCCGAGGCGUUUGUGCCUGCGGAUCCACGCACGAGCUUGCAGACGUUGCAGACGCGUGCGAAAAACGCGCGCAUUUUCCACGAACAGGUCGCCGACUAUUUUGCUGCACGCCGCGAGGCCGAGGAGGCGUACGUGCGCUCGCUGCAGAAGCUCACGAAGCGCUCUUUCCUUUCGGACACGACCUACCUGCCGGUGGAGUACAAGCCGGUGUACGACCGGCUCGUCGCCGAGCUCGCCGAGGCCGCACACGCCCACACCACGCUGGAGCGCCGCAUCCUUCGCGACUGCGAAGAGCCGCUGCGCGCCGCGCCCAACCACGGCGAGUGGGCCAAGAUCAAGCGCCAUGACGAAACGCUUGCGCCGAUCAUGAAGGAAAUCAACGCGCUCGAGUCGCAGCUCGCCAAGGACCAGAAAAAGUUUGACAGCAAGAAAACCGGCGCCGCACAGGCCAAGGUCACCAACACGCAGCAGUCGCUCGCUCGUGCAGUAGGGCAGUGGGACCGCCAUGCGCCGCUGGUCGCGGGCGCAUACGAGCGCAUGGACCGCGGGCGCCUCACGAUGCUCCGCGACGCCGCACGCCAACUUGCGCGGGUGCAGUGCGACUUCGCGAAGGAGACCUACGACAUGGCGCGCAACACGGGCCACACGGCACAGUCCUUUGAUCCGGAGCGCGAGGUGCUCGCAUUCGCACACAAGAUGCGCCCCGCGCCCCGCAGCGGCGCGCUGCGCGGCGCGCCGAGCGAGCCGAGCGAGCCGAGCGAGGCGCCGCACCAAGUGCCGCGCAUGCCGAGCCGCACGAGCAUGCGCCGCACCUCGCUGCCGCAGCUCCGCCGCACGCACGAUGAGCCGAUCGUGCCGCCAGCCAGGGACCAGGCGACGAGCUCGCCGCGCUUCUCUGUCCCGCUCCCGAGCGCCCUCUUCCACACCUCGCAGCCCCGGGCGAGCGAGAUGGCGCCGGUGCAAGAGACCCUCGACGAGGGCCCGGUCGAGGCGCCGCCGAGCGCGCCAUUUGCGCGCGAGUCGACCGCGUCGCCGUUCAGCCGCGAGAUGCGUGGCUCGCCGCAGGCGUUUGACCAGGCCCCGUACAACCGCGCGCAGUCGCCAUGGGAGCCGAGCCAGCCGGUCGACGAGAGCAGCCGCGCAGCGGACGGCGCUCGGAUGCCGUCGGACGCCGGGAUGCACUUCGCGACGCGCCGCGCCACGACGCAGUUCUCCGACGUGCCUCUGCCGGACGCGAACCAGGACGAGGCCGCGGCGUGGGAGCACAUGCGCAUGCAGCUGCGCAACUCGAGCAUCGGCGUGCCGUCGCCGCCGUCGGGCCGGCGCGACCGCAGCGAGUACCGCAAGACGAGCUACGAUCUGCUGGAAGGCGCGUCGCCCCGCGAAGAGGCCUGGGCGCCGCACGCCCCCCUGUCGCCGCCGCCGAUCGCCGCCGCCGCGGCGGCGCCCACGUCGGUGCCUGCGCCCGCGCCGCCGCUGGCCUCGGCCUUUUCGCCAGCUACGAUCUCUACGACGCAAAUGUCGCCCGUGGCACACGCCGUGCCCUUGUCUGCGCGCAUUGUUGAGCGCGUGAACGUGAUGUGGGUCGGCAGUGCGCUGACGCGUGUCAUGGUCGUCGGCGAGGUGCGUCUGAGUAUUCUGGCCGGCGCCGUCGAUGGCGGCCGCGCGCGCAUCGCGCUCAGCAACGCGGACCAGCUCGAAAAGGUUGCGGCGCACCCCGGCCUCGUGUACGAGGUGGUGGGCGCGCCGGACCUGUACGAAGUCGACCUGGCGGAGCUCGCCAAGAGCGGCAGCGACACGGUCGCGCUGCGCUACCAGCUGCGUGCAAGCGACGCACGCGCCGCCCCUCUCCUGCUUGAGCCCAAGUGGCGCUGCGAGGCGCAGCAGAGCUCGCUGCUGGUGACCUACCGCGUGAACAACGCGUCGCUCCUUGCGGAGCGUGCGCCCCACGCGGCGCUCAGCGGCGUGUACUUUAGCGUUGCGAUCCCGCCCGAGACGCCGGUCGUGGGCAGCGUGCUCAGCCAGCCGGUCGGCGACUGGGACCCCGACGCGCAGCAGCUCGCGUGGCAGCGCGCCGCGUCGCUCCCGCUGGGCGACGGCGAGGCGCACAAGAUCCUCGCGCGCUUCCCUGUCGCCGCCCAAGGCACGCCGCAGCCCGUGUCGGUCGCCUGGCAGCUCACGGCGCAUACCGUCAGCGAUGUGGGCCUCGAGGCACGCGCAGGCGCGCACCCCAUCGUCUUUGCGAGCGUCCACCGGGAGACGGUCGCCGGCAAGUACUUUGCCCAGCCAUAG
Malassezia japonica is the source of this 2316-nucleotide messenger RNA. It is a transcript of the gene SYP1, whose product is annotated as Suppressor of Profilin deletion. The coding region runs from base 1 to 2316 and encodes 771 amino acids. The record is from RefSeq and is a predicted model, not a curated record. The transcript is spliced from 3 exons. Gene Ontology annotation, cellular component: cell division site; endocytic vesicle; cytoplasm. Gene Ontology annotation, biological process: septin cytoskeleton organization. NCBI's taxonomy places the organism in Eukaryota, Fungi, Basidiomycota, Malasseziomycetes, Malasseziales, Malasseziaceae.